UGUUUGUUAUCGUUAUUAUUGGGAUGCAAUGAAUACUUUAAAUUUAAAUUUGUCUAUACCUUUCCCUUCGGCAAGGGAAGCGGAAAUUGUUUAUCAAGUACUUAGAGUUGACAAGGAACCUUCAAAAGGCAGUGUUUCAAAAGAACUUACACUAGAUAAUAAUUUAUUGCAGGUAGUAAUUACUGGGACAGAAGCAAGGAAAGUUCGAGUGGCAUUGACAGCAUUUUUUGAUAGUAUAAUUUUGGUAACAGAAACUAUUCAAAAAUUUGGUCCUCCUGCAUCUACUUUUAAUUAUUAUUAA
Dufourea novaeangliae is the source of this 301-nucleotide messenger RNA. RefSeq lists its product as uncharacterized. The transcript has 3 exons. Gene Ontology annotation, cellular component: EKC/KEOPS complex. NCBI's taxonomy places the organism in Eukaryota, Metazoa, Arthropoda, Insecta, Hymenoptera, Halictidae. The coding region runs from base 29 to 301 and encodes 90 amino acids. The record is from RefSeq and is a predicted model, not a curated record.